CCACUUGAAUAAAUCUCGACAGGCGUCGCGUUAUUCGACCGCUUUCGAAACGCUGGGUUAGAUACGCUGACUUAACGCGUUCGCUAAUCCGAGGAUUUUUCACCGACCAAUAAAUAGUACCUGUCCAUCGAUAUUUAUGGGUGUAUCGAGUAGAAUUGGGGACAAACCUAUUCCACCUGGUCCCUCGAUCUUGGUAACCAAGUUGAAGUUUCCACAAUCCUGGACUGUGGUCUCAUAGAAACUACAACGAUGCUUGUAGAUGAUAGUUGCCAAGUAGAAUCCUCGAUGGAUUGUUCCUUAUUGCACCAAAGUGAUCUUCUGGGUAUAUCCAAGCUGUAAACUACUAUCGCGAAAACGCGCAAAUUGCGAUAAGGGACGGCAGACUGAGGAAAACGGCAGAGUCGGGGACGUGUAACAUGUGUCCGUGCGAGGAAGCUUCUAAAAGAACGCGAAACCUAGCUGGAGCGUAGACAAGCUGGCCGGCCCCUCCACGUGCGCCUACCACUAUCAGAAUCAGCCAGACAGGCCGAUAGACGGUAGAAAUGGGGGACGUAGAAGGGCACCUAAGAAAGCCAACGUUAGCUUGUCGCGAUCUUGGUUUCGAAGCAAGGAAACCCCACCUAAAACCCCUUCACCUUCAUCAAGUGGAGCUAGGAGUCUAACCGGGGGGAGAACUUGGACGUUACUUUUCCAGGUCUCUAAGCUCAUUAUUAACGGCGCCUUCCAAACAUCCGUAGGUAUUACCACCUACCCGAGUAUCGCUACCACCUACCACCUACUAACCGACACUUUCUGCCACCUCUCCGACCGAUCCCUCACGUCUCGAUCUGAAAAGGAGGUGAAUGCGCGCGAGAGUGUAUCAUUGGACAAGGAAUUGGGGCAGGAACCAAUAGUAAGGAGCGCGAGGUGGAGCGAUAGGUUUUAAAUAGAUGUACAAAGAGUACACACUGAAUUGCCACUAGUCGGAUAAGAUACCGAUACACGCGUGUCUCCGCGGGAUUUCGGGACUAAAUACGUGACCUCGCCGGGUCCGUUGACGUCGUCGUCGCCGUGGUGGUAGUUUCGCUUCCUUGGGGAUACCGGGCGAACGGUGUGAAACCCGACGAGAGAGAAGUGACAGUUGAGAUAGAGCGGCAAGCACAAAGAACGUCUCAGUCGGCGCUGAGCCAUUGCCUCAGCAAGUCUCACCAGAAGUCGGAGAUCUAGUUCGAGAAAGUUUGACUGAUUACCAACCAUGAGAUUCUCCAGUGGCUACGCGAUAUUCGUCUUCGUGACGAUUUUUGCGUACACGCGGAUCUCGUUCGCCAUACGUGUCACGCAAACCUCCGGUAGGAAGAACGAUGUGAUCGCCGAUCAGACACCAGCGUCUUCUUUCUGGACUCCAACUAUUAAGACAGGCAAUAUCUUUACCGAUGAUAGCACCGACUUUUUCCCCUCGAGUCAUGGCUUGGUGCAGACCCAUCCGACCGGUAACGUAUUUAGAAGUGGUUUCGGCGGAAUCGACAAUCUUGGUAGUCGGGGGGUGACUGUCAGGCCGCCAAGGACGAGACCCCUUGACUAUAGCGAACGCGCCACGGCCGAAUUACGACGAAAUCCGGCGCUUUCCUCGCCGGACGAGUGUGCCAGAGCUUGUCGCGAAAAUGAGCCUCCGAGGAUAUGCUACUAUCAUUUCACCCUUGAGUACUAUACUGUACUUGGAGCGGCAUGUCAAAUUUGCACCCCCAACGCAACUAACGUCGUUUGGAGCGACUGUCAGUGCGUUUUAGCAGAUGGCGUGGAACGAGGUAUUUUAACAGCAAAUAGAAUGGUUCCGGGACCAAGCAUUCAAGUCUGUCAGGGUGACAAAGUCGUGAUUGACGUGGAAAAUCAUAUCGAAGGUAUGGAAGUUACCAUUCACUGGCACGGUGUGUGGCAAAGAGGAAGCCAAUAUUACGAUGGUGUACCGUUUGUAACGCAAUGUCCUAUUCAGGAGGGUAGCACAUUCAGGUACCAAUGGUUAGCUGGGAACGAAGGUACGCAUUUCUGGCAUGCUCACACAGGAUUACAGAAAAUAGACGGUCUCUACGGAAGUAUCGUAAUACGUCAACCACCGAGCAAAGAUCCUAACAGCAACCUUUACGACUACGAUCUCACUACCCACGUCGUCCUCCUUAGCGACUGGUUCCACGAGAAUGCGGCCGAGCGUUUCCCUGGUCGUCUUGCAGUUAAUACCGGUCAAGCGCCUGAAAGCGUAUUGAUCAAUGGGAAAGGGCAAUUCAGGGAUCCCAACACCGGUUUCAUGACGAAUACACCCCUGGAGGUGUUCACUAUAACUCCCGGCCGUCGUUAUCGUUUUCGACUGAUCAAUUCCUUUGGAUCGGUCUGUCCAUCUCAGAUCACGUUCGAAGGUCACUCCCUUACCGUGAUCGCGACCGACGGAGAAGCAGUCCAGCCAGCCACCGUGGACACGAUCAUCUCAUUCUCCGGCGAACGAUACGACUUCGUAAUAAAUGCGGAUCAACCGGUUGGCGCGUAUUGGAUUCAAGUUCGUUCACUCGGCGAAUGCGGUAUUCCGCGUGCUCAACAGCUAGCCAUACUACGAUAUGCUCGUGGUCCUUACCAACCGACUACUACGGCACCAACUUACGAUUUUGGUCUCCCGCAAGGUGUUGUAUUGAAUCCUCUGGACGCGAUUUGCAAUCGUCAACGAGAUGACGCGAUUUGCGUGAGCCAGCUGAAGAAUGCUCGUCAAAUUGAUCAAGGAAUUCUUCAACAACGUCCAGAUGUGAAAAUAUUCUUGCCAUUCCGCUUCCUCUUCUACAGGCCAGAAGAAGUCUUCCAGCCUCAAACGUAUAAUCGAUUCUUGGUCGCCCCGACCGGAGAUCAUGUAAUCUCUCUCGUCGAUGAAAUCUCGUUCACAUUUCCGCCGGCGCCUCCGCUUUCGCAAAUCGACGAUAUCCCGCCCGAACAGUUUUGCAACGGUGACAACAGGCCUGCUGACUGCGGUGCUAACUGCAUGUGCACCCAUCAAGUUGAUAUCCCGCACAACGCGGUCGUCGAAGUGGUUCUCGUAGAUGAAGUUCAGCAACCCAAUCUGUCGCAUCCUUUCCACCUACACGGUUACGCUUUCAAUGUAAUCGGUAUCGGUCGCUCCCCGGACAAGAACGUGAAGAAGAUCAAUCUGAAACACGCAUUGGAUCUCGAUAAAAGGGGUCUUCUCAAUCGACAGUUCAAUUUGCCACCUGCCAAGGACACUAUAGCUGUUCCAAACAACGGCUACGUCAUUUUCCGCUUCCGCGCAGACAAUCCUGGGUACUGGUUGUUCCAUUGUCACUUCUUAUUCCACAUCCUUAUUGGAAUGAAUUUAAUUCUACACGUUGGAACACAUGCCGAUCUUCCACCAGUGCCGCCGAAUUUCCCAAGAUGCGGAGAUCACCUACCGCCCAUAACACCGCCAUCGUUAUUAGACUCAUUUCACUGAUCCAUCCUAAAGAAAGUGAGAAAUUAGAGGCGGUCCAAAGCAUACACGAUAUUUUUAGCGUAUUCCUGUAAAGUAGUCAGUAUGCUGUAGCGAAUUUAUUUCGUAAAUCUUCCUCUCGUUGGGUCGUUCGUUAGAGAACGCUCUACGCGAGAAACAAAAAAAUGGAGGAACAGAGCGAGCGAAAGAGUGUAUGAGAGAGAAAAAGAGAGAGAGAGAGAGGGAGAGAGAGAAAGAAAGAGUCAGAGUGAAAGAAGAGAGUAGAAGAGACUCAUGGUCCUCGAAAAUACGAGGUUCAUGAAUCAAACGAUAGGAGAACAGGCGGAAAAAGAGUUCUUAAUAAGGCACACCAACAGACAUCCAUUUGCUGCCGCAAUAGCGAUCGUUCCCAAAAGCGGUAACGAAUCCACUCGCUGGCAACAGCCAAUAUUUAUUAUGUCUUAGAUGCUUUACUUUGCCACUUUACGCGAAUCAACGCCCCAUUUCAAUUGCGUGACAAAAAAGAAACGUGACAAGAAAGAAUGUGACACCGGUAAUCUAUACACCGUUACUCGAGAAUAUCCUCAGCCGGUUGCCGAAAGGAAAUCGCGAAAAGUUACUAACAUUUAUAACUGUGUACAUAAUGUAGAAAUAAUUGUGUUACAUUUUAACGAGAUAUUAACGUGGGAGUUGUUUGGGAUAAAAUGGCGCGCGGAGGAAUCUUUGCGAAAACAAUGCACAUGGCGUGGAGACCUUUCACCGUGAGAUGAUCGAUUGGCGAUCAUUAGAAUAACGCUGUUUAAGGAAAUUCGAUCCGUUUCAUCUGGAUGAGCAUAGACCACUAGCAUGAGUGAAAUGGCCCGAUACACGAGCGACGAAACGCUUCGCUGGAUCGAGUCCAGGUUCCUAAAGCGGCCUUUUUAGUUAGGAAGGAAAAUUCGUGCCCAUAACUAGAGCACGUGGCUUUCGUUCUUGUCCUUGUCAGCAUUUCAAGUAGUGCAGUUAGGGUAUAUAUAUACUGGAGGAAAGGUAACUUUAGCGUAUUACCUAAUAUGUGUAAAAUUAAAUUAAAUGAGAAAAAAAAUACAAAAAAUAUCCGUAGAUAAUUAGUGUCAAAGAAGAUGGUAGGAGUAUCGAAAAAAUUUCUCGACGUAGCCGCGGAUGUAUCGGUAUUUCCGUUCACCUUUUACGAAAUACACGCGCCAGGCUGCGUCGUUACUUGCCUUCCUCUUUUUGUUCUAGAAAUUAACGAUUUACGAUACUAUUCAUUAUUUAUUUUGCUCAGCAUGAAAUUUCGACUUAAUCUCGGGCACGUUCGAUUCCUCGCUGAGCUAAACACAGCGGGCAAACCAUUUCAUUGGUCAUUUGCGAACAUUGAAUCCUUGAAUCAAUACUCGAUCAACUAUAAUGUAUAUUCAGGCUGUACUUGUUCUUAUAGUACUUAACCAUUUUUCGAAUGACAGUCGAUAUUUUAUCGUUAAAUAAGCAAACGUUAGCACGUAGACAGAUUUGCUGUCGCUGAUUUAUACAUACCUAUAUAUUUCUACACUUUUUCAUGGUGCUUCCAUUUUUCCUUCUACUAUUUUUUUGUUUUAUUCUAUCAGGAUAUUAGAGAAUUCAUGUUAAAACAACUACUCGCAACUCACAAUUACAACGCUUGAUGACCAUUGAGAGUAAUCACGACUCUGUGCUAACUGCAUCCUCGCGAGUCACACACGACAAACACACGUGCACCACGUCACGAUACUCGCCGUUUUGUAGAUAAUACUCUUCUAUUUCACUUCGCUAAAUACACUCGACAAAACCGUUAAAACACGAAAUACUCGAUCGUGGCGAUACUUAAUCACUGACGGAUUAACAUGGUGUACGUCGUCUAUACAGAUAUGUAUUUUAUGACGUCGCUUUUUAGCGAUGAUAGCAUGUUUGUUUCGUAGAAGAGAGUGUCUCUGACGUUGCACGGCCCGCUAUGGAACCCCCGUGAUUUAUUUCACGUAAUUUAUGGUGGAGAAACUCAACCUUUCUAACAGGAAAGAAAUAACAACCAGAGGUACUCUCUUUGGUAUUGUUAAAGAUAAAACACGUACGCUAAUCUUCGUUUUCAGAAUCUUUUCUGCGGGACCGUUUAUUUUUAUUGGCUUCAAUUUCUUAGGGCAACGUUCUUUGAUACGUGUUCGAUAAGGGCAAGUUUUCGAGAACGAAGAACUGUCGUUAGUCAGACGUUCAAUCAUUAUUUAUUUAUGAAAAAUUUAUUUCUCUACGCGAGUUUCGCGUUGACAAAGGAUAUUGAGAUAUUGCAUGUUAUUUCUGUUAUGAAUUAAUUUUCUUCCCCUUUUAACUUAUUUAUACACUUUUGAUGAUGGAUCUAUAACGUACAAAUACACUUUUAUAAGAUCAACUAGCAGAGAUUGUCACUAAAUGUUCAGAAAAGUGUCACUAAACACGUACUGUAUGCUUAACCAAAAUGUUCACUGACAAAAUUACAAAAAGUCGAACAUUUCUAAUAAUAAUUUAUGCAACGAAAAUUUCUGACAGAUUCAGAGGUUAUUGUCCACAUGAAAAGAUGAGUUUUCGUGUUUUUUGUACAGGUAGUAUUUAAGCGAGUAAUUCGCAUAUAUGCCGUUAUCAAGUGAAAAUGUACAUUUAAUAAUAAAUUUUUUUUUUAAAGCUCGA
This is a messenger RNA of Bombus terrestris (buff-tailed bumblebee), 6106 nucleotides long. RefSeq names its product laccase-1. The coding region runs from base 1235 to 3460 and encodes 741 amino acids. The transcript has 10 exons. Gene Ontology annotation, cellular component: plasma membrane. Gene Ontology annotation, molecular function: oxidoreductase activity; copper ion binding. Gene Ontology annotation, biological process: iron ion transport. The record is from RefSeq and is a predicted model, not a curated record. NCBI's taxonomy places the organism in Eukaryota, Metazoa, Arthropoda, Insecta, Hymenoptera, Apidae.